Molecule: messenger RNA, 1350 nt
Organism: Lampris incognitus (smalleye Pacific opah)
Lineage: Eukaryota; Metazoa; Chordata; Actinopteri; Lampriformes; Lampridae
Gene: timm50
Product: translocase of inner mitochondrial membrane 50 homolog (S. cerevisiae)
Exons: 12
Coding region: 1-1182 (393 amino acids)
Molecular function (GO): phosphoprotein phosphatase activity
Source: RefSeq, a predicted model, not a curated record
AUGUCGGCCGCGUCCGUGUUCCCCAUGUGUGUCCGAGCCAGCCGGGGCCUGCUGCGGCUGAGGAGCGGCGGACAGGCCGGCUGUCCCUCCUCCUCCUCCGGGCUGGACAUUUUACGCGCCCUCUCCACGGAGAAGCCGCCGGCGGGCGGCGUCGGCGCUACGGGAGGACUGGCCCAGUCUAUCCUGCAGGACCGCCUGAAGCAGCAGAGCCGCCAGGGUCAGCCUCCUCCUGACGGGGGAGAGGGGGAGCAGGAGGGGCAACAUGGAGAAGAUAAGAAACAGAAAGAGAACACGGCAUAUGCUAAGAAGAUGGUACUGAGGCUGGCUGGUCUGAUGGGACUCGGUGGAGCCAUGGGUGUCGUUUACAUAUUUGGAAGCAAUUCUGUGGACGAGCAAGGAAACAAGAUUCCAGAUGAGUUCGACAAUGACCCUCCAGUCAUCCAGCACUUGAGAAGAACCUUCAAAUAUUUUAAAGACUACAGACAGAUGAUUAUCGAGCCGACGAGCCCCAAGCUGCUCCCAGACCCUCUGAAGGAGCCGUACUACCAACCUCCCUACACCCUGGUCCUGGAGCUCACAGAUGUCCUGCUGCAUCCGGAGUGGUCGUUGUCUACAGGGUGGCGUUUCAAGAAGCGUCCGGGAAUAGACUACCUGUUCCAGCAGCUGGCACCAUUGUACGAGAUAGUCAUCUUCACCGCGGAGACAGGCAUGACGGCAUACCCUCUGAUUGACAGCAUCGACCCUCAAGGAUUCAUCAUGUACCGCCUCUUCAGAGACGCAACACAUUAUAUGGACGGACACCAUGUCAAGGAUGUGUCCUGUCUGAACAGGGACAGCAGUAAGGUCAUACUGGUGGACUGUAAGCGUGAGGCGUUCAGUCUGCAGCCCUUCAACGGUCUGGCUCUGAAGAAAUGGGACGGGAACUCUGAAGACCGGACGCUCUACGACCUCGCCAACCUCCUCAAGACCAUUGCACUGAGCGGUAUCGAUGACGUGCGCUCGGUUUUGGAGAACUACGCCCUGGAGGACGACCCCAUCGAGGCCUUCAAACGCAGACAGGCUCAGCUAGCCCAGGAGGAGGAGCAGCGGCUGGCGGAGCUGUCCCAGCAAAAGAAACAGGGCGUGUCUCUGGGCUCCAUCGCAUCACGGUUCUGGCGCUCCAAACAACAACUCGGUCCAUAGAGGAAGAUCCAGGAACGAGAGACAGAAAGAGAGAGAGAGAGACUCCAGGAGAGGUUUCUAAGACUUGGCUCCUGUCUGCGUCUUGUGCUUUGUUGAAUGUUCUGUGAGACUCAGUUGAUGUGAACCAUUCAUGUACCAUCGACAUCCUCAAUAAUAAAACGAGAAACU